Messenger RNA from Osmerus eperlanus (European smelt), 320 nucleotides. Its product is annotated as genetic suppressor element 1-like. Lineage: Eukaryota; Metazoa; Chordata; Actinopteri; Osmeriformes; Osmeridae. The transcript is spliced from 2 exons. The record is from RefSeq and is a predicted model, not a curated record. The annotation marks the transcript as partial.
GAGAGAGAGAGAGAGAGAGAGCGGGUAGCAGCAAGAUGGUGUGUCUCCUGCCUGGGUCUGUGUGCUGGGCUUGGCUGAAGAUGCAGACAUGGGAGAUCCAGACGGCUCAUCUCCUUUGUGCAGCAUGAGCCAUGAGCCAAAGUCACCUUCCUUAGGAAUGAUCUCCACGGCAACGCGCACCACGGCGACGGUGAGCCCCCUCACCCCCUCACCCCUCAACGGCUCCAUCGUAGCCAAUGGGAGCCCGGCUGCACAGUCUGCUCACUCGGGAUUCGCUGCCGCUCUCCGCAAGCUCGCCAAGCAGGCAGAGGAGCCCAGAG